AUGUAUGAUACGUUUGUUUACGACAUCCUUACAGGGGCCAACACCCCGGAAGCCUCGCUUGAGCGUCAAGAACAAUUGAUCUCACUAUGCGCUCGAGGACACUUCCAGCUCAGGAAAUGGGCUAGUAACUCGUCCGUUAUCCUACAAUCUAUUCCGGAAUGUGACCGAUCCAUGUCAACUGACGUUCUGUUCGAUGACGUGUUGGAAGCCGGGUUUAAAAUCCUCGGCAUGCGGUGGAACCCGAACAGGACCAUUUCUCUUAUUCCGUCCAGCGUCCUAGCACAAAGACUACCAAACGCUCGAUUCUAUCGGAUCUCGCUCGCAUCUUCGACCCACUUGGUCUCCUUGCACCGACCACCUUCUUAUGCAAAACACUUAAUGCAGUUGCUAUGGACGUCUGGGAUCGGAUGGGACCUGCAAGGUAUCCAGAAUUUGAGUGUUCUACGCCGAAUCACCAUGAACGGAGAAGUCAAAUACGAACUCCAUGCAUUUUCUGAUAGUUCUGAGAAAGGAUACGUGGCAGCUGUAUAUCUGCGUUGUGAUUACAGAGAAGGAAUUCAAUACCAUCUUAUUACCUCGAGAACAAAAGUUACACCUCUAAAACGAGUAACCAUUCCUCGUCUCAAGUUGUGUGGAGCUGUGUUGGCCGCUCAACUGCUACAAUAUGUGCAUGAAGUCCUCAAGUCUGUCCUCCCCAUCGAAGCGAUGCAUGCCUGGACGGAUUCGACUACCACUCUCGCGUGGAUAAAAUCGUCAUCACAUAGGUAA
Molecule: messenger RNA, 768 nt
Organism: Metopolophium dirhodum (rose-grain aphid)
Lineage: Eukaryota; Metazoa; Arthropoda; Insecta; Hemiptera; Aphididae
Exons: 1
Coding region: 1-768 (255 amino acids)
Source: RefSeq, a predicted model, not a curated record